AUGGCGGGGGUGGAAUCUAAGCUCACCUACCACUCCUACUUGAAGAUUCCACAACUACUGGCAUGCCAAGAGCCAAUCACAGACGUCCACGAUGAACACGUGUUCAUUAUUGUCCAUCAAGCCUUCGAACUAUGGUUCAAGGUCAUCAUCAAUGACGUAACGUCGGUCAGGAAUAUAUUUCACGACAAGGCCUGGAAAAACCUCCCUCUACACACUGCCAUCAACCGCCUGCAGAGAGUUACGAUGGUGCUCAGGCAUGUUGUGGAACACUUCCGCAUCCUGGAGACGAUGCCGCCCCUCAAUUUUGUAGACUUCAGGGAUGCACUGACCGGGAUGUCUGGGUUCCAGAGUCUCCAGUUUCGACAGAUCGAGAAGCUCCUUGGAAUCAAAGAUGUAACGUUGAUAUACCAGGUUAUCAACUGAACAGGAAUAGGAGUAUGGCCGUAUACUAGUACGAAUACUAGUAUCUAAGUGCGUCAGGAAUAAUAGCUAGUAAAUUACAGUUGCUAUUUUAUUUGAAUUAUACACCAUUAUGGAUAUUGAGUAUGUUGAAGUAAGAAUUCUUUUGAUUUCACUGCAUAGUCCCUGUCAUUUGUUGUUGAUAGCUUUCCUUGGAGUUGUACCAUUUCCAUAUAUUACAAAUCCUUUUUAUACCAUUUGUGUUAGCAAAAUCGAAAGAAGCAUGAAGAACAAAAAUAUGAAGACAAGAAUCCAAAGGAUAAGGUGAUUCUCCAGAAGGACCCAGACCAAGUUGAUGAGGGUACACUCGUGGAUGUUGUGCAAAUGUGGCUUGAAUCUACUCCGGGAAUAGAUGACGAGGAGUUCUGGGCAAAGUAUAGUCAAAACGAGAAGGUAGACCUGAGACCUUUGCUUGAUCAGUCAACGAGUGAUAAAGGU
Haliotis rufescens (red abalone) is the source of this 897-nucleotide messenger RNA. RefSeq names its product tryptophan 2,3-dioxygenase-like. The transcript has 8 exons. The record is from RefSeq and is a predicted model, not a curated record. Gene Ontology annotation, molecular function: L-tryptophan 2,3-dioxygenase activity; heme binding; metal ion binding. Bases 1 to 423 code for a protein of 140 amino acids. Lineage: Eukaryota; Metazoa; Mollusca; Gastropoda; Lepetellida; Haliotidae.